Symbiodinium natans is the source of this 1353-nucleotide messenger RNA. NCBI's taxonomy places the organism in Eukaryota, Dinophyceae, Suessiales, Symbiodiniaceae. The record is from the annotation of a GenBank genome assembly.
AUGCUGGAGUGCAAGGAUGAUGCCACCCAACGAGCAGCAGCUCUUCAGUCCGUCAACCACAAUGUCUUUGAGGCGACUGACGGGAAUGAGACGGCAAUGAUCUUCCGCAAGGUCAUCUCGAUGCUCAACGACCCUGUUUGGGAUGUCAAACGAGCUGCAAUCCGAUUGCUCUCUGAGCUAGGCUCACGAUUCGGCCACCAGACAGUGGCGAGUCUGAACCGAUUGCUCUUUCACCCUGAUCCUGUGGUUCAGCUCAUGAUUGCCUGUGUGCUGAAGAAUGUGGAGGGUGCCGACGACUACGGCCAGCAAAUCUGGGGUGACCGGUCGAAAGCCGAAGCUGCUUUGAGUCAUCAAGGAGGACUCCUUGAGUUUCUCGAUGCAAGCUUCAAGGGCGACCGGGAGAUUGUCCUUUCGGCCGUGAAGCAGGACGGGCAAGCCUUGAAGUAUGCGGAGCCGAGCUUGUGUGACGAUGAAGAGAUCGUGCUCGCUGCAGUCGCCCAGAGCGGAUCAGCGGUUCACUUUGCCAGCCAGAAGAUCAUCGCGAGACAUGCGGGUCUCCGCGCACUGGUCACGAAAGCCGAGCACAUGAGCACCAAGCAAGUCGUGGCCAUUAAGAAAGUGUCCUAUGACCCCGAGGUCUUCGGGCACGGCGUGCCAGCCUUCGCAGUGCGGGAGGCGUCAGUGCUGCUCAGGUUCGAUCAUCCCAACAUCGUGCGGCUUUUAGAAGUGCAUGUGGGCCGUGGCGACAUUCAGAUGGUCUUCGAGCUUCAUCUGGCUGACCUCCGCAUGGUCUUGAAUCAGAAUCCCGAGGCCAUGUCGAUGGAGCAAGUCCGACAGUACUCCGCGAACAUCUUGGAUGGCCUUUAUGCGUGCCACACCCACCAGCUUCUUCACCGCGACAUCAAGCCUCAGAACAUUCUCGUCAGCGCCGAAGGCAUCCUUAAGAUAGCAGACUUUGGCCUGGCGCGUGUGAGCAAUCACCAGCCGUUGACGCUGGAGGUGGUGACGCUGUGGUACAGGAGUCCAGAACUCCUCCUUGGUGCGACUCGCUAUGGAUUUGAAGUGGACUGCUGGUCAGCAGGCUGUGUGAUCGCAGAGAUGUCCACCGGGCGCCCGUUGUUCCCAGGAGACUCUCAAGUUAACACUUUGUUUCAGAUCUUUCAGCUGCUGGGAACGCCGUCAAGUACGAAUUGGCCACAGGGUACGCAGCUCCGCCAUUUCAAAGACAAGUUCCCAAAGUGGCCAGCGACAGAACUAAAACCCAUUCUCGAUGUGCGACCAGAGCUUUACGGUCAUGAAGGGCAUGAACUCCUCAGUGGCCUCGCGGCUUUCUUCUGGCUCUUAGGACUUUAA